AUGUUCCCAGACAUUCUCCGCAAGUCUUCACCCCCAACACGAUUCGCCCGAUUAGGUUCCGGCACUUACAAGAAAAAGGAAAAGCGCCACGAGCCUGCAGAAGACCCACCGCGUGUUUGCAGGGGGAGAACGGAGGCGUUUGGUCCGCAUCCGCCUGCGAAGCAGUUUGUGCUUUGUUUCGAUGGCACGGGGAAUAAGUUUGCUGGAGAUGCGUCCGAUACGAAUCUUGUCAAGAUUUACCGUAUGCUAGAUCGAAGCCAAAGCCACCAAUAUCACUACUACCAGCCCGGCAUAGGAACGUACGUGACAUCGCACACACUAGGAAGCAAGAGCCGGCUCGCACGCAUCAAAUCGGCCUACAAAAAGACCAAAGAUGUCGCUCUCGGGUCCUCGUUCGACGAACAUGUCUUGGGCGGCUACAAGUUCCUCAUGCGCUACUACAUCCCAGGCGACGACAUCUACUUCUUCGGCUUCAGCCGCGGCUCGUACACCGCGCGCUUUCUAGCCGAGAUGCUCGAUUUCAUCGGCCUCCUUCAACCGGGUAACGAGGAGUUGAUCCGAUUCGCCUGGAAGACGUUUGCCAAGUGGCAGCAGCGCAAGGACUCCACUGAAAACGACAACGAAGAGCGGCAUCGGCUGUUCAACUUUAUGAAGGCGUUCCGAGAGACCUUUAGUAGGCCUGUUGGGCGGAUACGGUUCAUGGGCUUGUUCGAUACGGUGAACAGUGUGCCGAUGUUUGAGAAUGCGUGGAUGGAGAGGAAUAAGUUUCCCUACACGGCUAAUAGUACCGCGCGGGUUAUUCGGCACGCGGUAUCGAUUGAUGAGCGGAGGGCGAAGUUUCGGCAGGAUUUGAUCUCGCAGGUUAGGUCUGUUUCUGGAGGUGCAGGGCAUAAGUUGAGGCACUUGGUUGAUCAUGCGAGGGGCAGUGUGCCGGAUAUUGUUUUAAAUGUUUCCGGAGAUGAGAAUGGGAAUGAUCGGGCCGUGACGCAUGGGCGUGCGCACGAUCGGCCCGGAUCUCGUCAGGAGAGUGACCGUGGAGAAGAGCGGUAUCGGGCGUCGUCGCCGUUGCCUAGCCGGAGGACUAGUUCUGAGUUUCUGGCCAAUGAACGCGUGAAUGGUGGGCUGAUACCUGAUGUGAUAUCGCUUAAGAGCGCCGUCUCGAAAGCCCACCUUCGAGUCCCGAGUUUGCAUAUACCCGGCAAUGAGCACGACGAUGAGCAAGACAUUUCUGAAGUCUGGUUCCCUGGGCAACACGGAGAUGUCGGUGGAGGCUGGAAGCUCAACCCGAAAGAUAAAUGGCCCUUAAGUCAUAUUCCGCUCCUGUGGAUGGUCAAGGAGGCACAGCUUGUAGGGUUGGAGUUCGACGCGGAGAAACUUCGACGUUUCAAUUGCUACGAAGAGCCUGGGGCUGAGUACCCCGGACCCCAGCGCAAACCGAAUGACGGUCCAAACGGUGACUCUGCAUCGAACGCUCGCGACGUCCUAAGUGGAGAAAGUGAUGCUUUCGUUCAAGCCCUUACGCAAACCAUGGAUCAUGGCAUAGUACAUGACUGUCUUACUUAUGGGGGAGGAGUGUCGUUUUUAUCGACAUUGUCCUGGCGGCUGAUGGAGUACUUGCCUUUCAGAAGAAUGGAUCUCCAGUCUGAUGGGUCUUGGAAGCCAAUUCGCUGGCCGCUGCCUUGUGGAGAAGUGCGUGAUAUUCCUGAUGAUGCGCAGAUCCAUGUUUGUGCUAUCCAUCGCAUGGAGAUUGAUCCAUCAUAUCGGCCUGGGAAUCUCAUCAUUGGAGGUGGGGGCCGAGGUGUCAAAAGAGCCCCAGAGAGAUAUGGCAUUGGAGAGUGGGAGGUGUGUAAACAUGAGGAUGAUCUUGUGAGACGAACUUAUGUUCGUAAGAAGCCCGCAAGCGUUUGUCAAGAUGAGAAAUCCUCCGAGUCCGUUUGA
Molecule: messenger RNA, 1938 nt
Organism: Penicillium verhagenii
Lineage: Eukaryota; Fungi; Ascomycota; Eurotiomycetes; Eurotiales; Aspergillaceae
Product: T6SS phospholipase effector Tle1-like catalytic domain-containing protein
Exons: 3
Coding region: 1-1938 (645 amino acids)
Source: RefSeq, a predicted model, not a curated record